CAAGGUUUAUUGUGAAUUAGUUUAUUUGAGGUAAAUAGUUAUAAAAAGAGUGUUUUUUGGAUCAAAGUGACACAUAUUAACUUCAUAAACAGAUUAAGACAGAUACAGUUAAUAAAAAGACUGCCAUCCUGUUGCACUAUCACAUUUUGACAACCAUUGUCACUGAAUCAGAUAAUCAUGACUAUCACUGGUUUAGGAAGAUCUUCAUAAAUGGGUAUUAUCCCCACUAAUAGGAAUGUCUAGAAACUGGAUUGAUAGAGGUGAACAGAUGAGAUAUAGUGGUAGAUACCCAAUCAAUGAAAUGUGGAAUACCAGACAGUCUUUAAUGAAUGAUUUAAGAAGAAACUUAACUCUAAAUAAGUAUUUAACAUCUAUUGAAAGAAAAUGUUCUGAUUUUGUUUUUGAAAAAAGAAACAGUAGAUCAAAUUGGAAAAGAACGGCUACAUGCACAGUUAGUAAAGACCCUGAAGACAAAGUAUCAGAAGACAAAUCACAAGAAAGAAGGGAACCAGAAGAUUCAUCUGGUUACUUUAAUGAUGAUCCAAAUGUUGACAGAUCUUCAGAAAUUGAAAAUGAAACCUCUACAUCAAAACCAACAAAUACUGAAUUUGUCAUUAAAGAAGAACCUUCUUCCGAACAAUUUGAUAUUAAUACAGAGUACAGUGAGAUAGAUAUUAACUUGCCAGGAAAUUUGGAAAAGAAUCAAUCAGAUCCAAUUGAAAGCCUGACAGAAGAAUCAAAUCUAUUGCAGAUUCCAAAUUUAAACAUAGAAAUAAAAUCUGAAGAAAGUUAUGAGACUGAACAAUCUAUGUAUACAAAAGAAGUUGAGGAACGUGUCACAGAAGAAAAUCCUUUUGAUUUUCAAGAUAUUUCUCAAACAAAGUGUGAUGAAAAUGACUCAGGCUUAGAUAAAAAGUCUGAAAGUGGUACAAAGACAAAGAAUUGCAAAGAAAAAUCUAUAACAUACAAGGAUUUUGUUAGGUCAGUUUCAAAACUAGUUAGUGAUGGUGAAUCAUCUAAAUCGGAGAAAACAAAACAUUCAGAUAAAAAUUGUGGUAAGCUUAAAAAGACAAAAAAAAUGAAAUCGCCUAACCCGAAAAAAGAUGGUGAUGUUGACAAAGCAAUAAGGAGUACUCGAAGUUCAAUAAAAGGUAAAAAGGUCCAAAAUGUAGAAAAGAAAAGAACGAAGAAAGAAGAGGAAAAGAAAGUUAGAGAUAAAACUGAAAGGACAACUAUUACAAAUACUCUCAAACAGAACAAACAGAAAACAAAAUCAAAAAGUAGAUAUUCUACUAGAUCACAAAGAAAGGAAAAAGAUUCAGAGGAAGAAAGUGUGCAUGAGGAACCUUCUGCAUCAAUAUCAAAACAAAAAGAAUAUCCUAAAAGAAAGAUUGUAUGUCCUGCAGAUGAGGACAUUCCACUUGCGAAAUACACAAAGUUAUUACAUCCCAAUGAAGAAACUAAAGUCAAAGAUACAUUUAAAGGAUCUGCUGAUUUUGACGAGGCUAUUCAUUACUUUCCUGAUAGUUGUGUUCAUUCUGAUGAUAAAACUGAAGAGGACAGUAAUAAAUCUAAAACAAAACAGAUAGAUAAGUCUGACUCAGAAUCAAAGGAUAGAAAGAUUAAAAAAGAAAGUCCUCUUCAGACAUCUUUGAUCUUGAUAAAUGAUUCUGAUUCUGAUAAACAACAGAGCACCACAAACCAAACUGCUAGUCGUAAGUUAGACAGUUUAAACAAUAACACAGAUUUAAAACAAGAAAAGUCAAGUAGUCAACAUGUUCAAGGUGAGGAAUCUUGGUCAUCAUCACAUGAAAACGAUCAAUUAUGGGAAUAUUUAAAAUGUGAUUUUUGCGAUUUCAUGGUCAGUAAGAAAAAGGAACAAAGUUAUCAAUUGAUGGAGGAGCAUUUAGAAAGUACAAAGCACAAUGCUGCAAGUAUUGUUAAAAUCAGCAUUUCAGAUGGUGAAUUGAAGCCAGUCUUUGUUAAAAAGGAACAUGCCAUACUACUGUCUUUAGAGAAAGCUACUAUUUUACCGUAUUGCCCUACAUGUUGUACUGUUAUGCCCUCUAUCUGGACUGUACAGUUGCAUGCUAAAUACAAACAUGGAGAAAAUAGCAAUUAUGAAAAAGACAAAUAUUGUCUCGGAAAAAUAGAAAAUGUGGUCAAUAUUCCUAUUCCAAGGAAAAUUAAUGUUUGUAAGAAAUGUGGACUAAAAAAAAAUAAUAUUCAAGAACACUGGGAAACCCACAACCAUUUUCCAUAUGAUUUGCCGUCAACCAAUCAAAUAGCACAGUUUUCUUGUAGUGCAUGCAAUCGAUAUUUUGAUUCUUUCUCCUCGGCUCUCAGUCAUGCUGUUGCCCAUGAAAAACAUGAUAAACUGCAAAAUGAUGGUGUUAUUAUUACUUAUAUUACAAAAUCUGAACAGGUAUUAACUUUGCUACCUAGAGAAAAAACACUUUCUAAUGGAAGAGCUUUGGAGAUCUUAAACCAAGCUAAAUUAGCCAACAAACAGGGACAAUGGACUAGAGCACAAAGAAAAGAAUUUGAAAUGAUGGCAGUUGAUUGGAAACGAUGUUUUAAACAGUAUUAAGAAUUAUUUGUUACAACAUGAUAUACAAUGUU
Messenger RNA from Mytilus trossulus (common blue mussel), 2622 nucleotides. RefSeq names its product protein IWS1 homolog A-like. The record is from RefSeq and is a predicted model, not a curated record. The transcript is spliced from 2 exons. NCBI's taxonomy places the organism in Eukaryota, Metazoa, Mollusca, Bivalvia, Mytilida, Mytilidae. The coding region runs from base 236 to 2590 and encodes 784 amino acids.